Messenger RNA from Amaranthus tricolor (Joseph's coat), 2570 nucleotides. Its product is annotated as outer envelope protein 80, chloroplastic. Gene Ontology annotation, biological process: embryo development ending in seed dormancy; chloroplast organization. NCBI's taxonomy places the organism in Eukaryota, Viridiplantae, Streptophyta, Magnoliopsida, Caryophyllales, Amaranthaceae. Gene Ontology annotation, cellular component: outer membrane. The record is from RefSeq and is a predicted model, not a curated record. The transcript has 16 exons. Bases 94 to 2328 code for a protein of 744 amino acids.
CAUCAAUGAUCAAGUAUCAAAGAACAAUAAUAUUCAGAAAAUUUUCUUUGCUUCAAACUUCUAAUUCUCCCUUCUCCAUUUCUCAAUCAAGCAAUGCCCAGAAAUGACGACGUUCAAUUCUUAUCAUCUUCCAUUAAUCUUUCUUCAAUCAAAAAUCCCCAAAUUCCCUUCUUUCACCUUCCAUUUUCUUCUCAAUCCCAAAAUACCAACCUCUCACAAUCAAAAUUCUCAACCACCCACUUCAUAAAUUCCAUUUUUUUCCCAAAAAACCCCAACAAGUUUCAAUUUUUAUCACCGCCAUUGUUAUCGUGCUCUUCAACAUUAUCCCUGAGUCGACCCACUAACUCAACUCAGUCCAAAAACCCUUCAAUUUCCUUCUGUCAAUCCCUAAAUUCUACUCUCUUACAAGCCAAAUUCUCAAUUACCCAGUUCAUUAAUGGCAUCAAACUCCACGGAAACCCCCUAAAAUUUCAAUCUUCCCCAUCACCAUUGCUAUGCUCUUCAACAUUGUCUUUGAACGAGUCAACUCAGUCUCCAUCCGGAAGUGGUAGUGUGGUUGAGGUUACUCAAUCGAAAUCGGCUUCAGUGAGUCGUACUCGAAGGGAGGAUGAAGAGAGAGUGUUGAUUAGUGAGGUGUUAGUGAGGAGCAAAGAUGGAGAAGAAUUAGAGAGAAAAGAUUUGGAAUUGGAGGCAUUAAUGGCAUUGAAAGCUUGCCGGGCGAAUUCAGCUUUGACUGUGCGAGAGGUUCAGGAGGAUGUUCAUAGAAUAAUUGAUAGUGGGUAUUUUUCGUCAUGUAUGCCAGUUGCAGUGGAUACUAGGGAUGGUAUCAGAUUGGUCUUUCAGGUAGAACCAAACCAGGAGUUUAGAGGACUUGUGUGCGAAGGAGCUAAUGUUCUCCCAUCCAAGUUUGUAGAGGAUUCAUUCCGUGAUGGAUAUGGGAAAGUGGUCAAUAUCAGGCGUUUGGAUGAAGUGAUUGAUUCUAUCAAUGGAUGGUACAUGGAGCGUGGUCUUUUUGGCAUGGUUUCUGGUGUUGAGAUCCUUUCAGGGGGUAUACUAAGGUUACAAAUUUCUGAAGCUGAGGUUAAUGAUGUUUCAAUCCGCUUCCUUGAUCGUAAGACACGUGAGCCAACUGUGGGGAAGACAAAGCCAGAAACAAUACUUCGACAACUUACAACAAAAAAAGGACAGGUAUACAGUUUAAAUCAAGGGAAAAGGGAUGUUGAAACUGUUUUGACGAUGGGAAUCAUGGAAGAUGUAAGCAUUUUUCCCCAGCCUGCUGGAGAUACAGGUAAAGUUGAUUUGGUAAUGAAUGUGGUUGAGCGUGUGAGUGGAGGUUUCUCUGCUGGUGGUGGUAUUUCAAGUGGGAUAACAAGUGGACCGCUAUCAGGUUUAAUUGGAAGCUUUGCAUAUUCUCACAGGAAUCUGUUUGGAAAAAAUCAAAAAGUAAAUGUCUCUCUUGAGAGAGGCCAAAUCGACUCUAUCUUCCGGAUAAAUUAUACAGUCCCAUGGAUUGAAGGUGAUGAUAAGCGUACACAAAGGUCAAUCAUUAUUCAGAACUCAAGGACUCCGGGUACUUUGGUCCAUGGUAAUCAACCUGAAAAUAGUAACUUAACUAUUGGCCGUGUAACAGCUGGCAUUGAAUUUAGCCGGCCCCUAAGACCCAAGUGGAGCGGAACAGCGGGACUUACGUUUCAGCAUGCUGGUGUCCGUGAUGAAAAAGGGAACCCCGUUAUAAAAGAUUUCUACAACAGCGCUCUUACGGCAAGUGGGAAUACUCAUGAUAAUAUGCUGCUUGCCAAAGGCGAGUGUGCCUACACGGGUGACUUAGGAUCCUCAAUGUUAGUAUUAAGCAUGGAACAAGGUCUUCCUAUCUAUCCUGAGUGGCUGUGUUUUAAUCGAGUCAACGCUCGUGCCAGGUCAGGGGUGGACAUCGGUCCAGCGAAUCUUUUUCUCAGUUUGUCUGGUGGUCAUGUGGUCGGUAAAUUCCCUCCUCAUGAAGCGUUUGCGAUCGGUGGUACAAAUAGUGUGAGAGGAUAUGAAGAAGGUGCCGUUGGCUCUGGCCUUUCAUACGUGGUGGGCUGUGGAGAAGUUUCCUUCCCUCUGUAUGGUCCAGUAGAUGGCGCUCUUUUUGCUGAUUAUGGAACGGAUAUCGGAUCAGGUUCAUCUGUUCCUGGUGAUCCUGCUGGUGCGAGAUUAAAACCCGGGAGUGGAUACGGCUAUGGAUUUGGUAUCCGUGUCGAGUCUCCAUUAGGUCCUCUACGGUUAGAAUAUGCAUUUAACGACAGACAAGCGAGGCGGUUUCAUUUUGGCGUUGGUCAUCGGAACUAGCAGCAGUUCUUUCUUGUUCAAUUUGUAACUCAUAAUACUUACCAAGGUUUUUGUCCUAAAGAAAUAGAAAUAGGAUAGAAAAUCAGUCCUCUUCCUCCCCUUUUUGUUUGCUUGGCGUAUAAUUGAUGAUAAUGAUGAUUUGGUUACCUGUGAAAAGGUUGGUCUAUUGAAUUUUGUUCUAUAAUAUAAGUAUAUAUACACUUGAAUUUUUUAUUUAUUUAUUUUUUUUGGCUGUUAAUAUU